GUGCCCUCCUAAAUCGUAUUAAAUUCAAGCAACUGCAGCAUUGACGAAUUUAUGCAAAACUUCUUCCUCUUUCAGUGUAUAUCAUUUUUUCCUGUCCUCAGAUCUCUUCUCCUCAACGAAUGAAGCAACUCUCAUUGAUACCUCUAGUAUUAAUACAGCUUCUGUUGUUUACUCUCGUCGUCAGAGGCUAUAAGACUAUUAUCGAUGUCCUAUCAGAAGACGAACGUUUUUCAACCCUAAUUACUCAUUUACAACAUACCCGCCUGAUACCCUACAUUAACAAUUUAGAAGCUGGCACUUUUUUCGCUCCUGAUAACGCUGCAUUUUCAAAACUUAAGGAUGAUACGUUCAUCACCCGAAAUAUACUACUUUACCAUUUACUACCGAAGCAAUAUGCAACUGCCGAUUUUGAGAAUGGGCAAAUAUUAGAAUCAAGUUAUGUUCGACCUCAUUUCUUGGGCAAUGACGAAACAGGUCAACGGCUGAAAGUAACUAAACGAUUCAAUCAGUUCUUUCACAUUAAUGAUGCUCGAAUCAAAGACCGUGAUAUUUUUGUAAAUAGAAAUACGACUAUAAAUGUAGUAGACCGAGUGCUUGAACCACCUGAUAUACUUUCAAAUGUGUUACAAAAGUUAGAUAAGAAGUUAUUCGAAUUACUGGUCAGAACAGGUGUUGAUGAAGUUAUCAACCAAGAAAGGCCAUUCACAGCCUUUGUAUCGAAGAAAAACAUACUGGAUAAAUUUCAGGAUAUAGAACAGAAAUACCUCACCUCUAAAUAUGGUCUGGAUGAUUUGAAGCAUAUAGUUCAAUAUCUUGUUAUACCCAAAGCUAUUUUUUUGAAUAAUCAUAGUAUUGGAGAAACUACAUAUACAUCAGAAUCUGGAGAGAAGUUGACAAUAAGUGUAAGCAAGUAUGGCAAAGACAAAGUGAAUGAAUUUCAAGUGCUUGAAAAGGAUAUCUUGGCUGCGAACGGUGUUAUCCAUGUCCUUGAAGACUUGCCUUACGCUAAUACUUUGUCUUUUGAUACAAGAAAAUACUUACUUGGCUUAAAUGCUACUAAGUUUGUUUCAUUAAUGAAUGAAUUUGGACUUGGAAAAUACAUUGAAAAAGAAACGCAAAACGUAACAAUUCUCACUCCUCCAAACGACGUGAUUUCUGAGGACGAUAUCCCAAACAGUCAUAAAGAACAAUGGCUCAGUUAUCAUGUAAUCGAGGGUGUUUGGAACCCAUCCGAUUUAAUUGAUCGCAUGUUGUUAAAAACAAAAUAUAACGCAGCUGAGCUGCGUAACUCACCUCAACGUCUGCAAGUCAGAGUGAGUGGCCAUCGAGUUCCUGAUGACUAUUCAAUGUUGUCUAAACCCAUCUAUUUUGGUGAUCAUUCAAGAAUCAUAACGAAUAACAUGUCUAUUUGCGGCAACGUUAUUUAUAGUAUAUCAGAUCCGUUGACUCUUCCAACAGAUUUAAUCACUCGUCUCGUCAUUGAUUUGGACUUUUCUACAUUUAUUGCCACAUUGUAUGUUUCUGGGGUUGUGGAAGAGAUAAAAGAAGCAAAAGCCAUCACUUUAUUUGCUCCAACCAAUGAAGCUUUCAAAAGCUUGGGGCUUGUUUCAAGAUAUCUUGUUCAUCCUGCUGGUAAAGCAGAUUUACGUCGUGUCCUAAAAUAUCAUAUUGCCUCCUCUCCUCUUUAUUAUCAAGAUUUAUUAGGUGAUAUACUUGAGGUGACAACACUAGCUGGCAAUGAAACCAUGUUUAUCAACGGCAAUAACAAUGACAAUAAUGUUUGGAUCGGUACUACAGCAGCAGCUGGCGAUAAUGACCAAGCAAUUUUCGAAGAUGAACGUGGUGUUAUCCAAGACUAUGAUUAUUUAAUUUCAAAUGGCGUUGUUCACAAAGUCGAUCAUCUUCAAAUUCCUGCUAGUGCCAAUAUCACUCAGUAUAAUAUAUUGCGUGGCAUCAAUGCGAAUAUCAUGUUGAACAUCUUGGAAAAAACCAAUUUGUUACAUACUGCGGAUUUCAAGAAUAGUAUUGUAUUAGCCCCCACCGAUAAUGCAUUUGAAAGCAUCAAUCUGGAAGAAUCAUGGAAUGACAUGGAUAAACUUACCAAGCUCGCUAAAUUACACAUUAUUCCUCAGUCAAAUGGACGCAAGCGUUGGUUUUUAUUCCCAUUGUUUGGAGAUCACAUUUUUGACACAAUGCUUUCGUCACAAGACAAGAUUGUGUUCCGUGAUCUUGGUUAUGGUGUUAGUAUUGUAAGAGUUAAAGGAAAGCCUUAUGGUACGCAUGCACGUGUGUUAGAUACUGGCCGUGUUAGCGUAGGUGAUCGCAGUGGUGGUGUAAUAGAAAUUGAUAGCGUUUUAUUACCAAUUGAAAGAGGCCUUUUUGGACUACCUUGGCUCUGGUCCUUCGUGAUCCUUUUGUUUAUUUGGGUCGUUGCGCUUUCAAUAAUCAUCGUGAGCAGUCUGAUCAUAUAUAAAAAAUGGAAACGGAAUAGAGAUGGUUAUGAAACAAUUUUAGAUAGUUCUGAAGAUACUACGAAUAGUAGCAAUAAUGUUGAAAAUAGCUGAGAGCAUCUACAUGUUACACUUUUAACAUAUAAAAACUAAUAAAAUCAACAAGUGCUAUCGAUGAAUUUUGACUAUGAGAGUGUCAUCGAAAAAGCUACAUAAAUGGAAAACUGGC
Mycotypha africana is the source of this 2679-nucleotide messenger RNA. RefSeq names its product FAS1 domain-containing protein. NCBI's taxonomy places the organism in Eukaryota, Fungi, Mucoromycota, Mucoromycetes, Mucorales, Mycotyphaceae. The record is from RefSeq and is a predicted model, not a curated record. The transcript has 5 exons. The coding region runs from base 120 to 2564 and encodes 814 amino acids.